GCUCAGCUCCUCUCACAAUUUACAAAGAAAGCAUUAAUGGCAAUGGCCUGUUCAUCGAGCACCCAGAUGGCAUCCAUGGUAGCCCUUCUGCUGGUAUGGUUGGCCACGGUGCAGGCAUCAGUCCACCGGACGACGGUGCGGACCACCGAGACGGUGACAUUCGAUCGACCGGAUGACAUGGUUGAAUACGGUAGAGAUCAGUGGUCUGGUUCGUCCGCAUGCCGAAUGGAGCAAAUGGAUUUGGAAGAGUGCAAGAGCUACGUGGAGCACGGAAGGCAAGGCAUUCCAUUGCUUGGGUUCAGGAACGGAGGGAGCAGCCAGCGGCCGCCCCGCCGUUGCUGCCAGCAGCUCAGCGAGACGAGGCAGGAGUGCAGGUGCCAAGCCAUCAGGCAGUUGGUAUCAGGAAGCAGCCAGAGAAGAGCUGAAGAUAUGGAGGAAAGGGAUGACGAAAGGAUGAAGAAGAGAGCUGAGAACCUCCCCAGAACUUGUGGCCUUAGCCAUCACCAUUGUUCCAUUCCUCAAGUUGGUACUCGCUCAAGCGUAUGAGGGGACGCAGCUUUGGUAGAGCGUGGUAAUAAGAGGUACGUGCAUGGGGAUCACUCUUAGCUGGUUGCCCUCUUCGGAUUCAAAGGGUGGAGAGGAGGAGUACAGUUCUAGAACUUAAGCAGCGUAUAUCUCAUUUUGAUUUCUCUUUUAGAAAUUUUCUGGGUAUAAUAAGGACUCGCCAACAAUAGCUACGUCUGGGCUUUGUUCUUUUCAGUUGAAAUAAAAAUUUCAAAUAAGGAUAA
Nymphaea colorata (pocket water lily) is the source of this 788-nucleotide messenger RNA. RefSeq names its product 2S seed storage albumin protein-like. Lineage: Eukaryota; Viridiplantae; Streptophyta; Magnoliopsida; Nymphaeales; Nymphaeaceae. The coding region runs from base 37 to 546 and encodes 169 amino acids. The record is from RefSeq and is a predicted model, not a curated record. The transcript is spliced from 2 exons. Gene Ontology annotation, molecular function: nutrient reservoir activity.